CAAUGUUCCAAAGUAUUAGACAGACAUCGUCCGAAGCGGUUGUACUGCUGAGAGCUGAAAUGUUGGAUUGAAGUGUACCUGUAAUCAUAAAAUUACAUAAUACAGAUAUAACUACAAGAAUGGAUAUCAUCUUUCUUACAUUAUGUACUUUAUGCAUGGUUGUAAUUCUGCAAAUUUUGCGGAUGAUGCAUAGACAAUAUGUUACUUGGAGUAAAGUCAGACAUCUUCCUCAGAAUGGGUAUCCUUUUAUUGGCAGUUCUCUUGCGCUAAUAAAAAUGUUAGGUCAAGAACGACUACAAUGGUGUCUGUCACUCAUGAACAGCUUUAAAGAAGGUAUAGUCUUAGAAUGGAUUGCAGGCAUGCCGGUAAUAUUUAUAUUUAAGCCCGAAUUUGUUCAGCCUAUUUUGACUAGUACUGCGAAUAUCGAUAAGGGAAUAUUUUAUAGACUGAUGAAACCUAUGUUGGGAGAAGGACUUAUCACUUCUACAGGAACACAAUGGGUCCACGAUAGGAAAUUCAUUGCGCCAACAUUCCAUACAAGUAUAUUGAACAAAUAUAUCAUGACUACAUCGGAAAAAACAACUAUCCUAAUAAAAUGUCUCGAGAGAGAAAUCGAAAGAAAUUCAGGCAAUGCUAUCGAUAUUGUUCCUUUCGUUGGAAAAGUUAUUCUCGAUAUUACAUGCGAUACAGCAAUGGGAGUGAAUUUACGAAUCCAGGAAGCUGAAAAUGAAAUAGAGUCUGUAAUAGAUAGAAUGUUUCAAUUAACCUUUGAGCGGCUACUUCAACCGUGGUUCUGGAUUGAUUGGCUCUACUAUCUGUCGAGUAGUGGAAGAGAAUAUAAAUCAGUACUUAAUAAAUUUCAAAAAUUUUCAAACGAGAUAAUGCGCAAGAAAAAAGCUUUACGGCAAUCACAAAGCAACCAUGUCAGUAUAAAUAAUGAAGACGAAUUUGACAUAGGUGCACGAAAGAAAAAAGGCUUUUUAGAUUUGCUGUUAGACGAGAACGAAAAAACUGACAAUCCCUUAAGUGAUGAUCAAUUGCAGGCACAGGUUCAUACAUUUUUGCUUGCAGCCUAUGAUACAACUGCAGCUGCAACAUUAUGGACGAUUUUCCUCUUGGGUAAUAAUCUCGAGCAUCAAGAGAAACUUCACGAAGAACUUGAGAAAUAUUCUCAAGAUACGGAAACACUAGCUGAUGGAACCAAGUUAUCGCAGUUAAAAUAUCUUGAUAGAGUAAUAAAAGAAGCGCUUAGAUUAUUUUCAGCCGUACCUGUCAUCACAAGGUAUCUAACUGAAGACGUAAAAAUAGGUGAUUACAUACUUCCGCAAAAUGUAGAAGUUGCGUUGCCAAUUGCAGCAAUUCAUCAAAAUCCAGAACUUUGGCCAGAACCAACAAAGUUUGAUCCGGAUCGGUUCCUUCCAGAAAAUUCGAGACACAGAAGUUCGUAUGCCUAUAUUCCAUUCAGUGGUGGGCCAAGAAACUGCAUUGGUCAGAAAUUUGCUUUACUUUCAAUGAAAAUCGUAUUAACGGCGAUUUUCAGAAAGUGGAGGGUAAAAAGCGUAAAAACUCGAUUCGAUACGAUUCGUACCACUAUCUCGAUCACUUAUCGACCAGACGAAGAGGUUUUCGUUUAUUUCACUCCAAAGUAAUAACUGGCUACUUCUUCGGACUAUUAUUAUAUCUUACACAGUAUUCUAUUUGUUCCUGUGCUAAACUGUGGGCUACAUAAAAUACUAUUGAUAUUAUAUUACUAUUAUUAUGUUGUUAUAUUAUUUUACUUUAGUAUUGUAGUAAGAGUUUAAGGGCUGUAUGUAUGUAAUGAACAAAUAAUAUUAACGCGUUUGCGACCGGCGGUCUGACGCGAGCCUUAGCCCAAUGAGCAGGCAAUAUUUUUUAAAUGUUUUUUAAAUUUUGAUUUUACAUUGAUUUUACAUUGUACAAUUUUAAUGUUAAAAUAAUAUUUAUUAAAUAGUUAUUAAAUAUUUAUUUAAUAACUAUUUAAUAGUUAUUCAUCCUCUCGUUGACUUGUCAACCAGGCAAAGAGGUUUUCUUUUAUUUCAUUCCGAAGAAAUAACUUCCGAAGAAAUAACGAAUAUUAUAAUAUAUAAUAUUAAAUGUAUAAUAAAGAUAACUGAGAUUGCAUAAUAAAA
Messenger RNA from Ooceraea biroi (clonal raider ant), 2150 nucleotides. RefSeq names its product cytochrome P450 4C1. The record is from RefSeq and is a predicted model, not a curated record. Gene Ontology annotation, molecular function: monooxygenase activity; iron ion binding; heme binding. Lineage: Eukaryota; Metazoa; Arthropoda; Insecta; Hymenoptera; Formicidae.